This is a messenger RNA of Xenopus laevis (African clawed frog), 1795 nucleotides long. RefSeq names its product myeloid leukemia factor 2 S homeolog (gene mlf2.S). The record is from RefSeq and is a predicted model, not a curated record. Gene Ontology annotation, cellular component: cytoplasm. The transcript is spliced from 9 exons. Bases 187 to 918 code for a protein of 243 amino acids. NCBI's taxonomy places the organism in Eukaryota, Metazoa, Chordata, Amphibia, Anura, Pipidae.
CCACGUAAGGAUGACGUUAUGCGUCACGUGCGAGAAACGUCGCGAGAGGACGUCGCGUCGCGGAACUAGCCGCAGCCGUCGCAAUUGUUGUUCUUUAUUGUGUCCGUAACUGAAGGGGGUAGCUCUGCGCAGCUCAACAGAUCCAAUAGAGAAGACUUUUCGAGUGACAGAGGAGUGACGGGCGACAUGUUUCACUUCAUGAGAGACACUGAACCUCAAGACCCGGCCAUGUACCUCAUGGACCCGUUUGCUCUGCAUCGCCAGCACAUGCGGCACAUGUUCUCUGGGGACUAUGGGAUGUCUCCAUAUCUGAGCUUAACCGACGGAAGUGUCCGGGGGCUCCCACGUCCUGCCCCCUCUCGCUCAAUACAGCAGCAAGGAGCCGUGACCCCUUAUGGCAUGAUGGGAAUGGGGGGCGGAUUUAUGGACAUGUUUGGGAUGAUGAACGAUCUUGUGGGUAAUAUGGAGCAAAUGACAUCUGGAUCAAACUGCCAGACGUUCUCUUCUUCCACGGUUAUCUCAUACUCCAAUAUGGCAGGGGGCAGCACCCCUAAAGUAUAUCAGGAGGUCUCACAGACUCGCAUGGCACCUGGGGGGAUUCGCGAGACACGGCGUGCAGCACGGGACUCGAACAGUGGCAUGGAGCAAAUGAGCAUCGGCCAUCACAUCAGAGACCGAUCCCACAUUGUGCAGCGCUCACACAACCGACGCACAGGAGACCAAGAAGAGAGGCAAGAGUUCAUCAACCUGGAUGAAAAUGAUGCUGCUGGUUUUGAUGAAGAAUGGACCCGGCAGACGUCCCGUUACAGAGGACAGCGAGGAGUUGCUUACAGAAGACAGGGGGGUACAGAAGAUCAGCUCGCUAUACAGGGACCAGAAGAUAACACUGCCAGGCCAUCUCGUCGCUAUGACUGGUGAAACGUUGGAGCUCUGCACAUUUGAAUUCAACAGAUGGAGCAAGAAAAAAAAACUCAGAAUGUUCUGAAUAUUCCCAAAGGAAUAAAUCCCUCCUUCCCCAUGCCACUAUUCCACCACACCUCACUCCUUCCCUUCCAUACCUGCCCCCCUCCCCCCAUUGUCCCCCAAACUACCUCCAAUACUCAUCUUUAACCCCCUCCUAUUUUGCUUUUAAUGCCACCCUUUGUUGGUUGGUCCCCCCUCACUGUCCUGAUGCUUCCCCCCCACUUCUACCUCUUGUUCCCAGUCUUUCCAGUGACUUUCCAUUCCAGCAGACUUGAUAUCAUUUCCCAGCAGUGAUGUUCUCUAAACACUAGGGGAGGUUCAGUAGUGAGGGGGCGUGACCAAGACAUGGCGCUGUUUUUGUUUGUGGGGGGGAGGGGGCAGGAAAUGACACUGAUGCUGUGCAGGAAAGGGAGGAGUCAGUCUGAAACAAUAGCAGAGUCUAAUAGUGUAAGGAAUGACACCUGGAGGGAUCUCAAGUACUGGACAGAUGUUCGACAGCCGGCGGAGAAGGGGUUAAUCACAGGUGGAGAACUGCUCAUUGCAAAUGGGAGAAAUCGGCUGAAGAAAGAAAUAUUCUGUGUGCGGAGCUAAAAGACGAGGACAUAAAUGCUCCGCACAGAGAGAUGCUCUGCAUUAAUGGAUGGAUUAGAGAGAAGCUCUGCACUUGCUGGAAGAACAGCGGCAUUUGAGUGUUUGGAGGGUGGGAGACUGGAGUCCUACAUGUGAUGCAUAGGGAUUGUAGUAUAGUAUAGGGGUUUUUGUUUCAUUUUUUUGUUUUUUUGCAAUGUUUAUUAUUAACUGUUCAGUUAAAUUAAUAAAGGAGAAGGUGUCA